Actinia tenebrosa (Australian red waratah sea anemone) is the source of this 3151-nucleotide messenger RNA. RefSeq lists its product as uncharacterized. Gene Ontology annotation, molecular function: protein binding. The record is from RefSeq and is a predicted model, not a curated record. NCBI's taxonomy places the organism in Eukaryota, Metazoa, Cnidaria, Anthozoa, Actiniaria, Actiniidae.
AUUGUGUAGAGAGGUCUCUUGUAGGAAGCAACAAACUAAACAUACCAGAUAGCAGUUACACAACUUCUUCAUAUUAUAAAAGUCUAGGCAACCCAGACGACGUUCGAUACCAACCUCAUAACGCCAAACUGAAUAGCAAAUAUGGAUGGGGAGCAAGAGAUAAUAAUAAUCCUGAUGAUUACCUACAGAUUGACCUCGGUACUCCACGUAUUAUCACUGCUGUAGCAACACAAGGAAGUGGCUUAUUUGAUGAAUGGGUGACAACGUAUAAAAUCAAUCAUACCAAUAACCUUACAAAGUGGACAAGUUAUAUGGAAAAUAUUGGUGGGAUUAAGCUCUUUCGUGGAAAUUAUGAUCAAMGCCAUGUCCAGAAACAUCCAUUAGAUAAUUAUAUAAAAGCCAGAUACAUUAGGUUCAUACCAGUGCGGUAUCAUAAGCAUAAAACAAUGCGAGUCAAUGUCUACAUUGUCAAAAAAGAGCCUCUACGAAUUACAUCUGUUGUUCCGAAAGAAAGGUCUAUAGAACUGCAAUGGAUGAUUAGCCCAUGCAGACGUGAUGAUCCCAUUAAAGGGUUUACUGUCAAAAAUGGAAGACGAACUUUCGACGURACUUACAACAGCAGCAAAAGUUAUACUAUACAGAACUUAAAACCAUACACCGAUUACGAAGUGGAGGUUAUAGCCAUCACGAACUUAGGAUACAAAUUUCGGAGUGGAACGAAAAAGACUAAAACAAAGAUUGCAGCACCAGAGGCACAUCCAGUAAUAGAAGUUCUUCAACCACUAUCAUCACAAUCAGUACUUAUUAAAUGGAAGCUACAAAAAUCUGAAUUGGUUAACGGUCCUCUGAAAGGAUACAACAUAAUCUACACACCAAAGGGAAGAAAGACCAAGACAGUCGACGUGGGUAAUGUUACGACAUGUACCCUGACGUCACUACUCAAGUAUACAACUUACGUCAUCUCUAUAGCAGUCAGAAACACAAAGUACRUUGGUCCGCUAAGUAUGGAGCGAAGAGUAAGAACAAUGGAGGACGGUUGUGUAGAGAAGUCUCUUUCAGGAAGAAACAGUCKAAAUAUAUCUGACAGCAGUUACACAGCCUCAUCAUCGUUUGAUUAUCGCUAUGUACCUCAUAACGCCAAGCUGUACGGUAAAUAUGGAUGGGCACCAAGGUAUAAUAGUAAUCCUGAUGAUUACCUACAGAUUGACCUCGGUACUCCACGUGUUAUUACUGCUGUGGCAACACAAGGAAAUGGUGGUGAUCUAGAGAGCGACGAAAACAAAGAAAAAAAUGAGUGGGUGUCAAGUUACAAGAUUAAUUACUCAGAUGACUCGUCAAACUGGAUAAGUUAUAAAGACGACGACGAUAUACAAAAGAUCUUUGAAGGCAAUACAGACAGCAAUGGAGUAAAACGUCACGAUCUUAGUCAAAACCCGAUAACAGCAAGGUACAUCAGGUUUGUCCCGGUUACCUUUCAUAAUUACAAGACGAUACGCGUUGACAUGAACAUURGUGUUUUUUACCAAGAAGCACCCGUGGUAUCAGCAAUCCCUCAACAAAGGUCAAUCCAAAUAAGCUGGACUUUCAAACAGUGCAAUCCAGCAGACCCCAUAACUGGAUUUGUCAUAAGCAAUGGAAUYARAGAUCCGMUUUACGUAAGCAGCAGUGACAGGCAGUAUCAUAUAACGGGUCUGAAGCCAUACACAGAAUACAACGUAAGGGUGUUAGCAAGAACACGACGUGUAAAUGGAUCAUGGAGYGAGACAACAAAGAUAAGAACAAAGGAAGAUGCUCCUUCUGCUCCAGUAAAUGUCACUGGUGCUUUGAUACCUGCACAAGGCUCCUUUGGACCACGUGCUGUUAUCACGUGGGAUAGACCACGAGAACCUAAUGGCAUCAUCAGGAAGUACACCAUCGUAUACUACUACAACAUGGAUACAUCCAAUAGCAAGACAGUCACUAUCAGUGGAUCAGCUGAUCUCACCUACACUAUCAAUGGAAUAAAGAAUGGAAUACUAUCAUACAAGAUAASUGCGACUACAGUCAAGGAAGGACCUUAUGCAGCUGGGAAAGACAUUGAGUAUGGGUGUCCAGAGCAAUCUCUUGUUGGAAAGGAGAGAAAUCUGAAACUAUCAGACAGCAGUUACACAGCCUCAUCUUAUUUUAAAAGCCCAGACAUCCCAGAUGAUGUUCGAUAUGCACCUUACAAUGCCAAGCUGAAUGGCAAAUAUGGAUGGACAGCAAUAACUGCACUUAAUCCUGAUGACUACCUACAGWUUGACCUCGGUACUUCACGUGUUAUUACUGCUGUAGCAACACAAGGAAAUGGUUACACUAAUGAAUGGGUGACAAAAUACAAGCUGUAUUUAGCAACAAAUAACAUAACACUAUUGUAUACUUACAAAGAUGAAUUUGGAAAUUUAAAGUUCUUCAAAGGAAACACCGACUCUAACAGUGUAGUACGUCAUGAUCUUACAAACCCUCAACUUGCAAGGUACAUUCGAUUCGUACCAGUGGAAUAUCAUAAUCACAAGAUAAUGAGAGUCAACGUUUACGUUACUAACCAAGAACCACCUCGUAUGGAAUUUAUUCCCGACAAACGUUCAUUAACAUUGACAUGGACCUACGAAAAAUGCAGUCYUACUGACCAUAUCACUGGAUACCUAGUGAAAGUGGGAAACACAACCCAUAAAGUUAUUGGUGAUUACCAGAGUUAUACUGUGACCGAUUUAAAGCCAUACACUGAAUACAAUGUCUCAAUUAAGGCCAUCAAGCAAGUAGGGUACGGAGUAUGGAGCAACGUCACAACAAUCAGAACUGCUAUUGCAGCUCCUUCUGCUCCAGUAAUGUCACUGGUACUUUAAAGCCUGCACAAGGUUCCUUUGGGCCAUGUGUUGUUAUUACGUGGGAUAGACCACGUGAUCCAAUAACAAGACAGCCACUAUCAAUGGAUCAGCUGAUUUCGCCUACAGUAUCAAUGUUAAGUAAUAUAUACAGUAUGAGUGGUCGUGUUGCAUCAGAUAUACGAACUCGAGGCGUAGCCGAGAGUUUGAAUAUCGCAUACAACACGGACACGAAUACUGUAUAUGACUUAUCAAACGUCUAGGUUAGUUCCUUUGUGUUUCACUAAAAUUUUGAAAAUUAAAGUGAA